This is a messenger RNA of Kalmanozyma brasiliensis GHG001, 2043 nucleotides long. Its product is annotated as Aspartyl/Glutamyl-tRNA(Gln) amidotransferase, subunit B/E, catalytic. Gene Ontology annotation, biological process: mitochondrial translation; glutaminyl-tRNAGln biosynthesis via transamidation. The coding region runs from base 1 to 2043 and encodes 680 amino acids. The transcript has a single exon. The record is from RefSeq and is a predicted model, not a curated record. NCBI's taxonomy places the organism in Eukaryota, Fungi, Basidiomycota, Ustilaginomycetes, Ustilaginales. Gene Ontology annotation, molecular function: glutaminyl-tRNA synthase (glutamine-hydrolyzing) activity.
AUGACUCCGUUGAGAUGCACCGCAGCUGUCGCGCUUUGUCGCCGAUGUGUCUCGCAAGCUGCAUCGAGCUCGAGAGCUUCGACCUCGACUUUUGCUAGGUCGACGUGGGCCUACGCCCGCGGUGGGCGCAUUGCAUUGGACUCGCCCGUGAGCUGCUCCGUACGUUCAAUAUCGGCAUCUUCCGACCGUACCCCUCGGUCCUUCGCAUACACAGACAAGAGGUCAUUCAGCUCGUCCCCAUCGACAGCUGCCAAGAAGAAGAGCAAGAAUAAGUCAGCUUCAUCCUCCUCAGCGGCAGCAAGCGACACCCUCGCUGGGCCAUCACGGUACCCUGCGCUUCCGGAAGGUUGGCAAGCCGUCAUCGGCGUCGAAUGUCACGUUCAGAUCAAGGACAAGCGCAAGCUGUUCAGCAAUGCGCGACUGCCUACCCCGUCCACGCCGCCAAACACUCUCGUCACUGCCUUUGAUGCUGCUCAUCCCGGCACCUUUCCGACACUCAAUCGCUCAGCAUUGCGACUCGCCGCUCGAACAGCGAUGGCUCUCAAUUGCCACGUUCACCCCGAAAGUCGCUUUGAUCGAAAGCACUACUUUUACUCGGAUCUGCCCGCGGGCUACCAGAUCACUCAAAAGUAUGCUCCUCUGGCAAACAACGGCAAGGUCAAACUCGGCUUCGAGGACGGCUACCUUCCGAGUGCUGAGGAUGAGGUGACUGUUGAAAUCGAACAGCUACAGCUGGAGCAGGACACCGCCAAAUCCAGCUACUUCGACACGGGCACCACUUCCCGAUUUAAUGAGGACGAACAAUCGUCGCACGCCAGUCGCGACGACCAAGGUUCAGAAGGGACAACCAGAGCAACACUACACGAAGCGGACGAUGAGCGAGUAGGACGCAGCUUUGUCGAUCUCAACCGUGCCGGCGCAGGACUGAUGGAGAUCGUCAGCGGGCCGCAGAUGCGUUCUCCCGAGCAAGCCGGCGCGUACGUGCGUAAACUCCAAGAGCUCGUUCGCCGUGUCGGUGCAUCUGACGGCAACAUGCAGGAAGGCUCGCUCCGUUGCGACGUCAACGUCUCUGUCAACCGCAUCGGCGAUCCCUUUGGCACUCGCUGUGAAGUCAAGAACCUCAACAGUGUGCGUUUCAUGAUGAAUGCCAUCUCUCACGAGUCGCAACGCCAAGUCAAGAUAAUCGAAGAAGGAGGGCGCAUCGAGCAGGAAACAAGAGGGUACAACGAAUCCGACGGCACCACCUUCCGACUGCGUGGCAAGGAGGAUGCACCAGACUACAGAUACAUGCCCGACCCAAACCUGCCCCCUGUCUUGCUGUCAGAGCGACAGCUUCAGGCUCUUAGGGAGGGCAUGCCGGAGCUACCCGAUGCGAGGCGGGCACGACUGAGCGAGCAGUACGGCCUCGCCCCUCGAGACAUCAAUGUGCUCAUGCGAGUCGGAUCUGAAGACGAGAGGGACGGGAGAGCCGCGACAAUCGUUUCCCAGCAGCCAGACGAACAACAGCAAGGCUCAGAUGCAGUCGAGUAUUUCGAAAGGGUAGCAAAGGGCCGCUCGGCACAGACAGCACUCAACUGGAUCAUUCAUGAGCUCAUGAAGAGCCUCAACGCUCGCAACCUCCCUUUCAGAGACUAUCUUCUCCCAGCGGACCACUUCGGCGAGCUAAUCGAUCUUGUUGAAAGCGGUCGAGUCACGGGCACCACCGCCAAAUCGGUCAUUGCCGACAUCCUCGCCUCUGCUGACACAGACAGAGCCAUCUCGCUCGCAUCCCUCCGCGAGCUCGCCAAGGCUUCCUCUUCGCCAAUGUUCGACUUGCUCAAGCAGGAGGAUCUGCUGGCACUUGCAAGCGAGGAUGAUCUUCUGCCUCUCAUCCGAUCAGCGUUGGACAGGCUGCCGGACGAAGUCGCACAGGUGCGCAAGGGCAACCUCAAGGUAGCGAUGCGCAUCGUGGGUCAGGUUAUGAAGGACGCCAAUGGUCGAGCCGAUGCCAAACUUGUACAUCAGACCAUCCUCAAGGAGCUCGGGCAGACACCCUCGUCCUGA